UGUGAAGCUUUAUGAAUCGUUUGCGACGGAACAUGUUGGGUGGUUAGAUCUUCGACCCAUUGGACUAACCCUUAUUUCCACGUGGAAGCAACUCUUGAGGACGAUAUCGAUACUACAUGUACUAGCUAGUAGAGUAAACCAGGUAUCGCCUCAACUGACACCCUUCAUUCAUCAAAACAAAGAGGUCGACCAUGAGAUUAUCUACCGGUAAUUGCCGCCAUCCACCAUGGGCAUUUGUCCUGGUAUUAUCCCUGUUAUCUCUAUUGCUAUCAAGAUGCCAUGCCAACGGAGCCGACAUUCCUCUGUUUGCAGGCAAGGCGACGAUGCAAGAACGCGUGGAUGUGGCCAUGGAACUGGCCGCGCUGGAACAAGGUGUGGAUGAUGUCAAUGCCCAGUGGAUCGCAUCGGCAUCCUCCUUUGGAGAAGCCGUUUCGUACCGACGCCUCAUUGCCAUGCCCUUGACAGAAGUCUUUGAUCCUCCCAUGGGACAGUUCUCUCGGGGGCACACUCAAACGGGCGACAAAAUGAGUCUUCCAAAGGUGUUUUUUGAUGCCAUUCAACAAAACAAGGCGGAAGUCCCCUGGUUGUUUGAGGUUCGACGCAUUGAAGGAGUGACGAGCCCCCGAGUGGAAUUGCCAGAUAGUAGUAGUAGUAGUGAUGAAGAACCAAAAAAGGACAAGAAGAAAAAGAAGAAAGCCUCUCGUCCCGAUGAAUGGGGAGCUGCUCGGCCACUAGAGCACUUGGAUUCCAUUGUGGGAGGACCAUUGGAUUUUCGUGCUCCUCCAAAUUACAUCUUUCUACCCUGGUGGAUGAUGCGAUCCUUGGGAUUGCGACCCCGUGAUGUGGUCGAUGUACGACAAAUCACCAAUGUUGCGGCUGGUAGCAUGGUCAAGUUCCGGCCCUUGACUGAACAAACCAUGAAAGACAUGGCCAAUCCGCAAGCUGUUCUAGAGACGGAGCUAAAGCACUAUUCCUCCCUUACAAAGGGCUCUACCAUUGCUUUUGAUUACAACAAGAAACGAUAUUGGUUCGAGGUCGCUGAGUGUCGAAGUGCUCCACGUGGGGAGAAGAAACCUAUGAUUAAGGUACAAGAUUGUGAUGUGGCUAGUGACUUCUUGGUUGCUAGGGAUACUCUGGAAGCUAGAAAGAAGAAGAAGAAAGCCGAGCAGGAACAGUAGAUGGGAUACUAGUGCAUACUUUGUUGAGGUGUACGAAUAAUGAAUGCUCGGAGACUCUCCUCUCGUCAGCGACAUUGGAAGGGUUCGUUUUUCCAGUGCAAUCCUCGAACGCCUUAUGGGCGAAAAGCAUUGGACCAACCUUAUUCACACAUGGCAAUGGAAAGGUUCAGUAGCGGACUCGUAGCUCGAAGUUCCAAAUGGCUAGCGAGCUAGUAUGGUACGGUAUUAAUUAACAUUCAGUCUAGUCUCGAGCCGCCGCAAUCUGGGACAU
Molecule: messenger RNA, 1449 nt
Organism: Seminavis robusta
Lineage: Eukaryota; Bacillariophyta; Bacillariophyceae; Naviculales; Naviculaceae
Source: the annotation of a GenBank genome assembly